AUAUUUAUUUCACUGUCGUGUGUCAUGUCUCAUCGACAGCGCCAUCCGACUAUAAAAAGUAACGCGAUUUUCCGCUGCCCGUCGACCCAUAUUUUCCCUCCUUUUUUGGCGUUUGGCGCGUUUGGAUUGAGGAGAAACAAGAGAAUGGGAAAAGAAGAAGAAGGGAAGAAGAAGGGUAGGAGAAUGCUAGCGCUGACGGGAGCUGCAGCUCUUGUUGCAGUCGCCAUCAAUCUCCUAUUCACCGCUCUCAACGCCCAUAAAUCCAAGAACCAGAACAAGAAGAAACCCAAAGCAGGUGUCCUCGGCUUAACUGUUCAUGUCAACCUCUCUGCUUCUGAAAUUCUCAAGUUAGCUGAUCGUGUAAUUGCCAAGUCGAAGGAUGUUCACGAUUAUGUAGCUUCGAUUCCCUUGGACAAAGUCACCUAUACAAAUGUUAUACUUACCUUAGCAGAGCUGGAGGCGCAGCAAUUUCCUUUGGUGCAAUCUUGUGUGUUCCAAAAAAUGGUGGGCCUUUCAGAUGAUGUGCGGAAAGCCAGCGCUGAAGCAGAGAGAAGAAUAGAUGCUCACCUUCUCAUAUGCAGCAAACGUGAGGAUGUAUACCGUGUCAUCAAGGCUUUUGCUGCAAAAGGGGAAUGGAUGAAUGCUGAAAACAAACAUUAUGUUAAUUGCUUGGUUAGGGAUUUUGAGCGGAACGGUAUGAACCUUACCUUAAGCAAGAGGGAGGAAGUUGAACGUCUGAGAACUCAAAUUGAUGAGCUCAGUAUGCGAUAUAUCCAAAAUCUAAAUGAGGAUAAUACUACUAUCAUCUUUAGUGAGUCGGAGCUAGCUGGGCUUCCGCGAGAGUUCAUUAAGGGCUUAGACAAAGCUGAAAAUGGAAAAGUAAAGGUCACCUUAAGAAGUCACCACAUCACUCCGAUUUUGGAGCAUUGUAAGGUAGGUAGUACCAGGAAGACAGUUGCAGUGGCACAAGGGCAGAGAUGUGGUGAAGUGAAUCUUUCUAUCCUGGAAAAUUUGGUCCAAUUACGCCAUAAACUCGCUCGAUUACUCGGGUAUUCCAAUUAUGCGGACUAUGUUGUUGAGCCUAGAAUGGCAAGGACAUCAGCUAAGGUCUUUGAAUUUUUGGAGGAAGUUUCCAUUCGGUUGACAGAUCUGGCUACUAGAGAACUUAACGUGCUCAAAGAUUUGAAGAGGAAGGAGGAAGGGGUGUCUAGCUUUGGAAUUGAGGAUUUACUAUACUAUAUAAGGAGAGCUGAAGAACAAGACUUUGAUCUAGACCUUGGAGUAGUUAAACAAUACUUUCCAGUCAGUUUAGUUCUGUCCGGGAUUUUCAAAAUAUUCCAAGACCUUUUUGGCCUAAGAUUUGAAGAAAUUGAAGAAGCUGAAGUUUGGCACAAUGAUGUUCGCCUGUUUUCAGCCUUGGAUUUCAGUACUAGCGAACGAUUGGGUUAUUUCUACUUGGAUAUAUAUUCGAGGAAAGGGAAAUAUGGCCACACAUGUGUUGUGGCUCUUCAAAAUGGAUGCAUCUCUUCCAAUGGUGCACGCCAGAUUCCAGUGGCAUUAAUUACAUCUCAACUUCCCAAGCAAAUUGAUGGUAAUCCAGGAUUAAUGCGGUUCUCUGAAGUGGUUAAUCUUUUCCAUGAGUUUAGUCAUGUGGUCCAUCAUAUUUGCAAUUGUGCAUCAUUUGCUAGAUUCUCUGGUCUUCGGGUUGAAGCAGACUUUGUGGAAAUUCCUGGAAAGUUACUAGAAAAUUGGUGUUAUGAAAGCAUCCCCCUAAAGAUGAUGUCCGGUUUCCAUCAGGAUAUUACGAAACCCGUCACUGAUGAAAUGUGCAGAUUGCUGAAAAGAAGGCGUGAUUCCUUUUCCGGCCUUAAAUUGAAGCAAGAAAUUCUUCUUUGCUAUUUCGAUGAGAUUAUACAUUCCAGUGAAAACGUUGACAUGGUGGAGCUACUCAAGCAUCUCCAUCCCAAGAUAAUGUUAGGAAUUCCUUUGUUGGAGGGAAGCAAUCCAGCUUCAUGUUUUUCACGCCUUGCUAUUGGCUAUGAAGCGGCUUGUUACAGUCACAUUUGGAGUGAGGUUUUUGCUGCAGACAUAUUUGCCUCAAAGUUUCAGGAUGAUCUUUUAAACCAGUAUGUGGGGCUGCAGUUCAAGAAAAAGGUAUUGGCCCCUGGAGGAUCAAAGGACCCCAUGGAGAUCCUGUUUGAUUUUUUGGGAAGGAAACCAUCUGUUCAAGCAUACGUUGAACACAAAACCAGAAACAGUAUAUGACUGUUGAGUUUGGAUCGUGCCGUGGGAACGUUGUUUUUUUUUUUUUUUUUUGCUACCACUUCCCUUCCCUGCCAUAACUUGCUUCUACAUAAUUCAGCUGCUCAGUCCGAGCAAGGUUUUGGUCGCUUCUUUCAUGUAUUACAGUGUUUUCUCCUGUGUACUAUACUUAUAUGGUGGUGCCGCUGCCGCUUCAAAUUCAUGCUUCCUCACUGGCAGACGGUUCUUCGCUCCUGCACCCAAACAAAUGGCACUCAUGCGAUGUACCGCUAUAAUUCUGGAUGAAUUCAUGUUCA
This is a messenger RNA of Magnolia sinica, 2558 nucleotides long. Its product is annotated as probable thimet oligopeptidase. The coding region runs from base 25 to 2265 and encodes 746 amino acids. Lineage: Eukaryota; Viridiplantae; Streptophyta; Magnoliopsida; Magnoliales; Magnoliaceae. The transcript has 20 exons. The record is from RefSeq and is a predicted model, not a curated record. Gene Ontology annotation, biological process: proteolysis; peptide metabolic process. Gene Ontology annotation, molecular function: metalloendopeptidase activity.